Messenger RNA from Rhopilema esculentum, 1750 nucleotides. Its product is annotated as ankyrin repeat domain-containing protein 40-like. Gene Ontology annotation, molecular function: protein binding. The record is from RefSeq and is a predicted model, not a curated record. NCBI's taxonomy places the organism in Eukaryota, Metazoa, Cnidaria, Scyphozoa, Rhizostomeae, Rhizostomatidae.
CCCAAAAUGCUGCGACCGAUAGAGUAUUCACUUUGUGUUGGUGGCGCCUGUUGUUGUGUGUUAAACUUUGGAAGUAUUCCUAGCGUUCAAACAUGACAAGCAGCAGUGAAUAUGAUAAAUACCAGCAAAAUGAAAAGCUGAGAGAAGACUGCUCCAAUGGAUACAGUCACGAAGUUUUGAAAGGCAUAGAGGAAGGAGCUGAAGUGAAUUCCCGAAACAAGGUGAACGGCUGGACAGCGCUGCAUUGGGCUGCAAAACGAAAUCACGACAAUAUAGUCAUAAUCUUGCUUAAACAUGGCGCUAACGCAAAUAUUAAGAAUAUUAAAGGUGAGUUACCUGUUGAUUUAACUUCAAGGGAAGACAUAAAGCGCCUUUUGACUGCUGAUAUACAAAACGUUCUAGAAGGACGCCGUGAACAGGAGAAGUCAGAAUGUGGUGAAGGCCGCGAAGCGCAAAGUGGUGACUCUGUAAAAUCUUCAGCGCCAGGUGCUGUGAGUUUUGUCCCUGGGUAUUUGGCUAAUCCUGUAUUUCCGUACGCAGUUGCAACUGGCAACCCUAUCAUCACACAAGCAGUUGACAGAGGUGUUUCAAAAAGUGAACAAUCAGUUCUUGUCCCUGGCUACAUUGCAAACCCAGUGAUAAUGACUGCAAGAGCAAGUUCUGUUACAGUUGAUUCAAAAGAGAAUUCAUCAGAAGAGAAAAAAGUAGAGCCGCCACUUCUGGUUCCAGGGUAUAUAGCAAAUCCAGUUAUACCAUAUGCAGUUGCCACAGGGAAUCAGAUGGCAGAUGAUAACACAAGUAAAAAUAGCCAAGAGGCUGGCAAUGAGAAUCCAGUUAAUUUUCAAGUAGCUGGAGACUUUAAGCAAAUGUUUGUACCUCAUGUUCAACAACUUGGUUCAUUAGUUAAUACAUAUGUUAACAGCAUGAAGAGUCUAGAGAAACCAGUUGAAUACAGACUGUACAAUUCAUGCAAAACCACGCCUGUUGCUACAGUGUUUAUGAGCACCCCAGUUAGUGAACUUGUGUUGAAAGUUCGUGUUGCUGGAGCUGAUGAUUUCAUCGAAGUAGAGUUAAAUAACAAAUUGCUAACAUAUGAAGAACUGUUAAAUGUUUGUUGCAAAGAGCUUAAUAUCAACAGGUCACAGAUAAGUAAACUGAGGAAGCUGCCAAAUACUAUUAUAAGAAGAGACAAAGAUGUUAAACGCCUGCAUCCAUUGCAAGAACUUGAAGUCCUUCUUCUUUAAUUUCCAUAUUUUAAGUUUUUCCUGUAGCAAAUGUUUUGUUCAAGGAAUUAAAGUAUAUAAAUCUAUGCAUACUAACUGAAUAUAUCAUUAUGCCUUUUAGUGUUCAGAGAGCAAAAAUCAGAGUUUCAUUUGAGCAUUUCUUUUAUUUAUCAAUCAUCAUAAAUAUACAAUCUUGAAUAGCUGUAAAUAAGGAACAAAAAUGAAAAAUACUAUUGCAUCAGUUAGUCCAAUGAAAAGCCAGUUACUAAAAAUAUCUAAUGAGAAAGUUUUUACAUUUUAGCAAUCAGAAUAACAUAUUUAACAAACUUUAGCAUGUCCUUGCUUAUUGUUAUACAAAUUAGUUUAAAACAUUUUGCAAUGAAACAUUUGAAAAACUGAAAGAAUUCUUCAGUAAAAAUGAGAAAAAUCAAGGAACCCACAAGGAAACAAAUAGGUAACUGAUUUACUAGGCAUCUUUGAAUUGCUUUGUUAAAAUUUCAGUUUCUUUUACAAUCUUUAACUGUAUC